Molecule: messenger RNA, 813 nt
Organism: Lentinula edodes (shiitake mushroom)
Lineage: Eukaryota; Fungi; Basidiomycota; Agaricomycetes; Agaricales; Omphalotaceae
Product: ribosomal protein S9
Exons: 4
Coding region: 85-516 (143 amino acids)
Biological process (GO): maturation of SSU-rRNA from tricistronic rRNA transcript (SSU-rRNA, 5.8S rRNA, LSU-rRNA); translation
Cellular component (GO): cytosolic small ribosomal subunit; ribosome
Molecular function (GO): structural constituent of ribosome; RNA binding
Source: RefSeq, a predicted model, not a curated record
GCUUGCGGCAGACUAACUUCCACACUGGGCGAUUGAGGCGACUUCAAGACUAGACACAUCGUCCCUUCGACCUCCUGUAUUAAAAUGGUAUCCACAAAGGCCGUUCAAACAUUCGGCAAAAAGAAGACUGCUACCGCUGUGGCCCACGCAAAAGAAGGUCGUGGACUUAUCAGAAUCAAUGGCUCGCCCAUCAACCUCCUCCAACCUGAAAUCAUGCGUCUGAAGGUUUACGAGCCAGUCCUUGUUGCAGGAGAGGAGAACUUUGCACCCAUGGAUAUCCGCGUGCGCGUCAAGGGAGGAGGACAUACCUCUCAGGUUUACGCUAUCCGACAGGCUAUCGCUAAGGCUCUGGUUGCAUAUCAUGCCAAAUUCUCGGAUGCGUACAGUGCGAUGGAGCUGAAAAAGAAGUUAGUCGCCUACGACAGAACACUUUUGAUUGCGGACCCCAGGCGGAUGGAGCCCAAGAAGUUCGGAGGUGCUGGUGCCCGUGCUCGCAGACAAAAAAGUUACCGUUAAACGGCCCUCGUUGUACCUAUAUCAUGUUUACCGCCAUGUCUACGUCACAUUUGCUUUCCUCAUGCCAUGGUAUUAUGAUAAUCUCUAUGAGCCAUCCAAUAAAUCGUUAAGUAAUGGCGCUUAGAGAGGCGUCUUUUGGUCUGAUUUGUACUCCACAAUGCGCACGGCGUCUUAUGUAGGUCGCGUUCGUUGUCAAUGCACCCCUUGACUUGUUACUUAGCCUAUGUAGCUUAGCCCCUCGUCUGAAAUUUUGAAUGAAUCCAGAAACAAAUGCCACGUGCUGCUUUUCUUGUGGUG